Messenger RNA from Colossoma macropomum (tambaqui), 3318 nucleotides. It is a transcript of the gene ak5, whose product is annotated as adenylate kinase 5. The transcript is spliced from 14 exons. Gene Ontology annotation, biological process: nucleoside triphosphate biosynthetic process. The record is from RefSeq and is a predicted model, not a curated record. Gene Ontology annotation, cellular component: cytoplasm; cytosol. Gene Ontology annotation, molecular function: nucleoside diphosphate kinase activity; ATP binding. NCBI's taxonomy places the organism in Eukaryota, Metazoa, Chordata, Actinopteri, Characiformes, Serrasalmidae. The coding region runs from base 295 to 1986 and encodes 563 amino acids.
GAAAACAGCGCUGUUGACGGUUGUCAAAUUGAGGCUGAGUGGAGGUGCCGGAGGGAAAGCAGCAUGUCACAUAACGGCUUUCUCUGAGAGAAUUACACCUUUUAUUUUGACUGCAGAUAGUUUUAUAGUCAGAGAAUGCGUCAGGACUGCAACUAAAUCGCCUCUUUCUCGUUUUCCAACCAAACUAACGUCGGUCGUUGUCGCCACAGAAGCCGCCGACCGAGGCAGCUUUCUCCGUCCAAACGGUCAUUUCAGCGGUCUUGCACUUUUACUUUUCGCCUCCUCAAGACAACCAUGAACACCAACGACGCCAAGGAAUACCUCUCCCGAAGAGAAAUACCACAGCUGUUUGAGAGUUUGCUGACAGGUUUGAUGUACUACCGUCCAGACGACCCUAUAGACUAUCUGGAGUGCUGUUUGAAGAAGGUCAGGGAGCUGGGAGGGACCGAGAAGGUUCGGUGGGACACCUUUGUGGGGCAGGAGAAGAAAUCCCUGCCACCGCUUAAUGGUGGCCAAUCACGACGGUCUUUCUUCCGAAACGUUUUGCCGGACAGUCCCAAUUUCCCUUAUCGAAGGUAUGACCGGCUGCCGCCCAUCCAUCAGUUCUCUAUUGAGAGUGACUCUGACCUGUCUGAAACGGCCGAGCUGAUUGAGGAGUACGAAGUCUUCGACCCCUCCCGGCCACGGCCCAAAGUCAUCCUCAUAAUUGGUGGACCAGGCAGUGGUAAAGGCACACAAAGCUUGAAGAUCGCUGAGCGUUAUGGCUUUGAGUAUGUCUCCGUGGGUGAACUGCUUAGGAAGAAGAUGAUCCACAAUGCCACCAGCAACAGAAAGUGGAGUCUGAUCGCCAAGAUCAUCACUAAUGGGGAACUGGCUCCACAGGAGACAACCAUCACUGAGAUCAAGCAGAAGAUCAUGAAGAUACCAGAUGCAAAUGGCAUAGUCAUAGAUGGCUUCCCCCGGGAUGUGGGACAGGCGCUUUCUUUUGAAGAUCAGAUUUGUACUCCAGACCUGGUGGUCUUUCUGGCCUGUUCCAAUCAGCGUCUAAAGGAGCGCCUAGAAAAGCGAGCGGAGCAGCAAGGUCGCCCCGAUGACAACCCCAAAGCUACCGAGCGACGACUGGCCAACUUUAAACAAAAUGCUGUCCCACUGGUGAAAUAUUUCCAGGAGAAGGGUCUCAUCGUCACGCUGGAUGCAGACCGAGAUGAGGAAGAAGUUUUCUAUGACAUCAGCAUGACGGUGGACAACAAGCUGUUCCCCACCAAAGAACCUGUUGCAGGCCCCAGUGAGCUUGAUCUGAGUCUGCUAGCAGACAGCACCAGCUUGGCAGAGGUGCCCUCCAAAUUCGACGAGCAGGCUGCUGAGGAAGAGCUGGGAUACACAGAGCAGAGUGAAGAAAGUUUUCCCGUGGAGAAGAAGAAACCAAAGGUCAUCUUCGUGAUUGGUGGUCCCGGCUCAGGGAAAGCUCUGCAAUGCGAGAAGAUUGAGGAGCAGUACGGGUUGAGGCGCCUGUGUCCCGGAGACAUCCUGUGCAGUGAGUUGCAGUCCCACAGCGAGAGAGGACGAUUCCUCAGAGACGUCCUCGAGAGGGGAGAACAGCUUCCUCAGGACACACUGUUGGACCUUCUGUGUGAGUCUAUGGAGUCUACAGUGCGACACGGGAAAGGCUUCCUGGUCAGCGGAUUCCCACGGGACCUGAGGCAGGCAGAGGAGUACGAGGCUAAGAUGGGGCAGCCGAGCGUGGUUUUGCUGUUGGAGUGCUCUGCAGACAUCAUGAGCCACCGUCUUCAGCAGAGGACCUGCUCCAGCCUGCGUUCGAGAGAGGCCCGGGACAGGGACGCCCGCCGCCGGGUCGACAGCUUCUGCAGCAGCGUCACCCCCGUCAUCAACCACUACGAACACACAGGCGUCCUGCGCAGGAUUGAUGCCGAACAGCCCCCUGACGAGGUGUUUGAGCAGAUAUGCCUGGCCCUGGACUCUUGCUAAAGACCAGAACCGCACAACUGCCCCCUGCUGGACCAAACAAUCACCUGCAGCGCCACAGCACACAAACCUCUAUCACGAACCCCACACACCGUACACAGCUAUCCACAAAAGCAGGGCAAGGACAUCUGCCAGCACCUUGUGACGUCUCUCAACGUCUUGCCACUCUUCUUCCUCGCUGUACAUAGCAGCUCAACGAAAACCGCCUGCAGAGACACGAAACACACCCGCCUGCUUGUUGUUAAAGAACUCCGUGCAAACGCUGCCUCUCCAGGCUACAGUUCUUCAGCUCCAUCUAGUUUGAAGAGAGUUCAUUCCUAUAUCCUGCUGUUCAUGCUACUCCAGCCACACUGCACUCCUGCAUUUAUAUUAAAGUGGAGCGAAAAGCUUUUCCUCUUUUUUUUUGUUUUCCAUUCAUUUUCUAAGGAGACAGGCAGCAGUGCUGUGCAAAGGCAUUGUGGGAGUAGCAGUGGAAGAGUAAGCAUAGAGAGUGGAAAUAAAUUGCUGAACUUUAUGCAAAUGAGAAGCUAAUUUCGCCAGCCAAUGAUAUUACAUAGAGAGGUGCAUUUCAUCAUGUUGCACAGUCAAAAACAUUGAAAUCAGUGCAGAGAACAUGGAGAAACUAACAGGAGAUAAUGACAAACACGGAGAUUAAUAUAUCUUAAACAUCCAAGGGGAGAUUAUUAUUAUUAUCCUUAGCAUUAUUUGAAUUUUUUCAUUUUUAAGAAUUAUUUUUGGCCUGUUGUCAGCUUCUUUGCAGCUCAGAAGUAGCCCACACCUUCGCAUACACUACUGCUUCUUUAAACCUGCUUUCAUUUCAUCUCCCCCAAAGCAGCCAGCGAUUAGAGGGAAGUGAUUUGCAUUGCUGUAAUGUAAACGCAGCCGAAGAUAAGCAGCUGAGCAAGUUCAACAACAUCUUAUCAGCACUAUUUACUACAACCUGCAGGAAGGGAAGCAGCACAGAGAGCAGAUGGACAUCUCCUGUCGCGUCUCCUCACACAUCCUAGUGCACUAAAGCAUGCCAGAAUAGCAGUAUGAUCAAUAAGCCAACCGCUUUUUGUGUAUUUAAUGAAAAGACAUUCAGGCUUUGUAUUUGCUGUCUGUCUGGCUACAGGCUUAAGGAACGGAUGAGUUUCACCUUGAAGUCUGGUUGUUGUGUUCCUUCUGAAACGUCUGGAUGAAAUAAAACCAUUUCAUAUGUAAAAAAAUCAGUUCUUAUGAGAGUUUUGAAGACCGUGGGAUGUGAAGUAUGAGGCUGUACACAUGGACUGAUACAGAAGCAAGAGGAUGAUGACAUGUAAGCAAUGAUUCUCAAUAAAUUGUUUUGCAUCUGAA